UACUGUAGGAAUUAAUUAUUGAUUUCAACUUUAUUUUACACCGUACGGCAUACGAGGCGUCUCAUGUCACCCUUCGAUCGAUUUCAUUUGCCGGCAAAUCUCUUAAUCACGACAUUUUUGCGAUGCAGGUGAAUCGUCGCUGCGAAUCAGGACGAGCGACUAUCCUGAAAAGGCGCUCCAAGGAGGCGUUUCAAGGAGACGACGCACCGCUAUCAAGGAAAGCCUCUCUCAACUAACAUAUCCUGAGUGGAACCGAAGUUCUGCGAUCUCCGCUGGUGAACGCAGAACUCGUCGGCUUGUCAGCGGAUCCCGUGGAAACGGAGCCGCUCCAGCUGAUCUCGCGUCAGCAUCCCAUCACACAUACGCGCAUACACGCACGCACCCAUACUGAGGAAGGUGCGUUCGAUUCGCCAGCAUACGUACGGCCGUGCAGGCACUAACACAGGGGCGCGCACCCCACCACCCUUGUACGUGAGAGCGUAGCAGCGGACCAGCCGAUAAAAUGAAUGAGAAUGAUAAGUCAGUUAAGUGCGAGAACUCCGCCGAGGAGGAGGAGGACGAGAUGUUCGAGCGCGAGCUGGCCGAGGACGCGCAGUGGAAGCGAAUUCAACAGAACACCUUCACGCGAUGGGCGAACGAGCGGCUGAAGGCGGCGAACAAGCACAUCGGCGACCUGGAAUGCGACCUGUCCGACGGUCUCCGGCUGGUGAGCCUGAUCGAGGUGCUCUCGCAGAAGCGGCUGCCGAGACACAACAUGCGGCCCACCUUCCGCUCGCAGAAGCUGGAGAACGUGUCCGUCGCGCUUAAGUUUCUGGAGGACGAGGGCAUCAGGAUUGUCAAUAUCGACUCUUCGGACAUCGUAGACUGCAAAUUGAAGCUGAUCCUCGGUCUAAUAUGGACCCUGAUCCUGCACUAUUCGAUCUCUAUGCCCAUGUGGGAAGGCGACGACGGCGAGGACAAGGGCGCUACUCCGAAGCAAAGGCUGAUGCACUGGAUCCAGUCGAAGGUGCCGGAUCUGCCGAUCACAAACUUCACUUCCGAUUGGAAUGACGGCCGCGCGGUGGGUGCGCUUGUUGACGCCGUCGCGCCCGGCCUUUGCCCGGAUUGGCAGGAUUGGAACCCGAAAGAUGCGAUCCAGAACGCGUCCGAAGCGAUGGGUCUCGCUGACGACUGGCUCAAUAUUCCUCAGCUCAUUAAACCCGAAGAGAUGGUGAACCCAAACAUCGACGAGAUGUCGAUGAUGACAUACCUGUCGCAAUAUCCCAGCGCAAAAUUAAAACCAGGUGCACCUCUGCGCGCCCGCACGAAUCCAAACAGCAUCCCACCGCCGCGAGUGCGCGCUUACGGCCCCGGCAUAGAACCAACCGGUCCAAUCGUCGGUGCGCCUGCCAAUUUCACCGUGGAAACCUUCUCCGCCGGCAAGGGUAACGUUGAUGUCAUCGUCGAUGAUCCCAAAGGGAACAAGCUACCGGUCGACAUCAGAUUCAACAAGGACAGGAAUCUGACGUACUCGGUGUCGUACACCCCGAAGACGGAAGGUCCGCACAAAGUGAAGGUGCUCUUCGCCGGCAGGGAAAUUCCGAAGAGCCCGUACACCGUUAAUGUCGAGGGACACGCCGGCGAUCCGAGCAAAGUCACGGCGAGCGGGCCGGGUCUGCAACCGGAAGGAGUCGUCGUGAAUAGACCUACCUUCUUCGACGUUUUUACGAAGGACGCCGGUCGCGGCGUGCCGGAAGUCAUUAUCUUAGAUCCGCAGGGCAGCAAAACGACGGUGCCGGCAAAACUGCGCCAGACCUCGCCAGACGUCUGGAGAUGCGAGUAUGUGUCGCCAGUGACGGGUCUACAUUCCGUCAAUAUUUUCUUUGCCGGCAAACCCAUACCCGGAAGUCCUAUUGGCGUUAACAUAGCGCCGGUUUCCGACGCGAAGAAAUGCAGAGCGUACGGACGAGGGCUGUUGCCUACUGGCGUCCGCGUACAGGACAUCGCCGAUUUCGUCGUUCUCACUAAGGACGCUGGCGAGGGUGUACUGGAUAUUCGCGUGAUCGGCCCGGGAGGCGUCAAUCGACCAGUACAAAUGUCCAAAACCGACCCUACGACUUACAAGUGCCACUACACACCGGUUAAAGAAGGUCGUCACGUGGUAAUGAUCACGUAUGGCGGCAAAGAGAUCCCGAAGUCGCCCUUCGAGGUCAACGUGGCUCCUUACAAGGAGUCCAACAUCAGAGCUUUCGGACCAGGUCUGCACACCGGCGUCGUCGGCCAUCCAGCGAAAUUUACAGUGGACACAAACGGUGAGACCGGCGCCCUUGGUUUUUCCAUCGAAGGCCCAUCCAAAGCGAAGAUAGAAUGCAACGAUAAUGGCGAUGGAACCGCCGAUGUUUCUUACCUACCCACCGCGCCGGGCCAGUACGCGGUCCACAUCCUCUGUGAUAACGAGGACAUCCCUAAAUCGCCCUAUAUGGCGACUAUUUCACCGAAGAGCGACUUCGAUCCGGAGAAGGUUGAAGUGAAUGGACCAGGAAUUCAGCCGGAAGGUGUUGCCCGAGAUAAACCGACGCAUUUUACGGUUGAUGCGAGAAAGGCCGGUCAGGCGGCUCUGGAAGUCGCCAUCCAGGAUGCGCUUGGAAGGGAAGUUCCGUUCAGAUUAGAUGACAAGCGGGACGGGACUGUUCAAGCGCACUACACACCUACAUCUAGUUCCCAGCAUGUUGUGAUGGUGAACUACGGCGGAGUGGCCACGAAGAAAUCCCCGUACCGAGUUAAGAUAGCUUCGCCUUUGAAUCCUGCCAUGGUCUCCGCCUUCGGCCCCGGUCUUGAGAAAGGUGUGAAGUCAAACGUCCCCACGCAUUUCAAUGUCGACUGUCGCGAGGCUGGCCCCGGCAAAUUGGACGUUAAGCUGCUGAACCCCGAAGGCCGGGAACUUCCAAUUUCGACAACGAAUAACGAGGAUGGCACGUACGUCGUGGACUACAUGCCCCCUCAGCCAGGAAACUAUACGGUGAAUCUCAACUAUGGCGGUCUGAAGGUACCCCAGUGCCCCAUUAAGGUCAACGUUCAGCCUCACGUGGACGUGUCCAAGGUUAAAGUGGACGGUCUGGAACCAAGUUUAUUCGUGAACAAGCAAACAACGUUCACGAUAGACACGAGAGACGUCACCAAGUCGAAGACCGACGACGGUAAGGUGUCCUGCACCAUAAAUAACCCCAGCGGCGGGAAGACCGAGAAGCUAAUCAUCCCCCAGGGUGACGGCACCUACCGCGUCAGCUACACGCCCUUCGAGGAGGGCUGCCACACCAUCGACAUACUCUACGACAACGUGCCUAUCCCGGGAUCGCCGUUCUCCGUGAACGUGCAACGCGGCUCCGAUCCCAGCAAGUGCCGCGCGUACGGUCCUGGUCUGGAGAAGGGCAUCGUGAACAAGACGAACCGCUUCACGGUGGAGACCAGAGAGGCCGGCAAUGGCGGCUUGGGUCUGUCGAUCACAGGCGACGGGGAGGUCAAGGCGGAGGCCAAGGACAAUUACGACGGUUCCUGCACCGUCGAGUACGUUCCCACGGAACCCGGCGACUACGAGAUCGGCAUCAAGUUCGCCGAGCAGAACAUACCCGGCUCGCCGUUCAAGAUCGAGGUGGUGUCGGACUCGGAGGCGAAGAACGUGAUCGCUUACGGACCCGGCCUGCAGCCCGAGAUGGUGCGCGAGGGCGUCCCCGCCAAGUUCACGGUGGACACGUCCAAGUGCGCCAAAGCGGCGCAGCUGGACGUGAGGCUGUCGACCGACAAGGGACAGGCGCAGAAGCCGCAGAUCAAGAGCAAGGGUGACGGCCUGUACGAGGUGACGUAUCAGCCGCCGCCCGCUGGAAGUAACCUGAACGUCGGCGUUACUUACGACGGCGAGGACAUCAACGGCAGUCCGUUCAAAGUGAAAGUUCUGCCCACCGUGGAGCCCAGUAAGGUGACACUGUCGGGUCCCGGGGUGUCGCCCGUUUGCACUGCCUCCUUCCCGACUGACUUCGUCGUGGACACUUCCAACGCUGGAUACGGCGAUCUCGAAGUGCAAGUUGUGGGACCAGACCAAGUGCCGCGCAGGGUGGAAGUGCAGGAUCUCGACGACGGAAAGUACAAGGCGACCUAUCUGCCGGACGACUGCGGCCGCUACAAGGUCAACGUAAAAUACGGCGGCAAAGAAGUGCCAGGCAGCCCGGUGAACGUGCAGAGCGUAUCCACCGGCAAGGCGGACCAGUGUAAAAUCAAAGAGGGCAUUCAGCACACUUUGGCUCAGGGCGAGGAGUACUGCAUCACCGUGGACACUCAAAAUGCAGGCCGCGGUGCAGUGACCUGCCGCAUCCGCUCCACUUCCGGAAGCGAAGUCGUUGACAUUGACAUAGAAGACAACGGCGAUGGCACAGUUAACAUUUACUAUACUGUUGCCGAUGCGGGGGACUACACCCUCAGCAUUAAGUUUGGCGGUCAACCGGUGCCUGAGGGAUUUUAUACCUUCACUGCAUCCGAGGAGUAUCGGGAACAUAGCACGCAGAAAACUCAACGGGCUCGCAAAACACGGCAGCGGCAGAAUCAACACGUAGUCGAGCAGCGCAGUACAACCCUACAGGAGAGCUCAACUGUUACCACAAAGCGCAGCAGCCAGCAGGAGCUAUCGAAAAAGAAUUUCAACGUUAUCCGAUUGAACUCCAUCCCACUACCUAUCGCGAGCGGUGGCACAGUUACUUCCGAAGUGAAGAUGCCUAGCGGAAACGUGGACAAGCCGGUUAUCGAGGACAAUCACGAUGGUACGGUAUCCAUCAAGUACGAGCCGAGGGAGGAGGGCCUCCAUGAGAUUUAUGUGAAAUUCAACGGCGAACACGUCCAGGGCUCUCCCUUUAAAUUCCAUGUCGAUUCCUUGGCGAGUGGAUAUGUAACAGCGUAUGGACCAGGUUUGGUCUACGGCGUUUGCGGCGAACCUGGAAACUUCACCAUCUCGACGAAAGGCGCCGGCGCCGGUGGUCUCUCGCUGGCUGUCGAAGGGCCCAGCAAGGCCGAAAUAAGCUGUCACGACAACAAGGAUGGCACGGUGUCGGUGUCCUACCUACCUACCGCGCCCGGCGAAUAUAAAAUUACCGUUAAGUUUGGCGACAAACAUAUCAAAGGCAGCCCCUUCGUCGCCAAAAUCACGGGCGAAGGCCGCAAGAGGAACCAGAUCUCCGUAGGUUCUUCUAGCGAAGUGCAGCUACCGGGUAAGGUAUCCGACGCCGAUAUCAAGACUCUAAAUGCGGCCAUCACGGCACCCAGCGGUCUGGAGGAGCCGUGUUUCCUGAAGAAGAUGCCGGGGAGCGGCAACAUGUGCGUGUCGUUUACGCCGCGUGAAGCGGGCGAGCACACCGUGAGCGUGAAGAGAAUGGGCAAGCACAUACCGAACUCCCCCUUCAAGAUCGACGUGAAGGAUCGCGAGGUCGGUGACGCGAAGAAGGUCAAGGUUGCCGGUCCCGGUCUGAAGGAGGGUAAGACCCACGUGGAGAACAAAUUCUCGAUCGACACGCGGAACGCCGGCUUCGGCGGCCUGUCCCUCUCGAUGGAGGGCCCGAGCAAGGCCGAGAUUCAAUGCAAGGACAACGAGGACGGCACGCUCAACAUCUCCUACAAGCCCACCGAGCCCGGUUAUUACAUCAUGAAUUUGAAGUUCGCGGAUCACCACGUCGAGGGCUCGCCGUUCACCGUCAAGGUCAGCGGGGAGGGCAGUAACCGGCAGAGGGAGAAGAUCCAGAGGCAGCGGGAGGCCGUGCCGAUCACCGAGGUCGGUAGCCAGUGCAAGCUGACGUUCAAGAUGCCUGGCAUCACGUCCUUCGAUCUCGCCGCCACCGUCACGUCACCCGGCGGCGUCACCGAGGACGCCGAGAUCAAGGAGGCCGAGGACGGCAUAUACGCGGUGGCGUUCGUGCCCAAGGAGCUGGGCGUGCACACGGUGUCCGUGCGUUACAAGUCCAUGCACAUCCCCGGCUCGCCGUUCCAGUUCACGGUGGGCCCGCUGAGGGACGGCGGCGCGCACAGGGUUCACGCGGGCGGACCCGGUCUGGAGAGGGGUGAGCAAGGCGAGCCCUGCGAGUUCAACAUCUGGACCAGGGAAGCGGGCGCGGGCACCCUCGCCGUCUCCGUCGAGGGGCCCAGCAAGGCGCAGAUAGACUUCAAGGACCGCAAGGACGGCAGCUGUUACGUCAGCUACGUCGUCAGUGAACCUGGCGAAUACAGGGUGGGAAUUAAGUUCAACGAUCAGCACAUCCCUGACUCGCCGCACAAGGUUUACAUCUCGCCGGCGAUGGGCGACGCGCACAAGCUCGAGGUCGCACAGUUUCCCGACAGCGGAACGCAGCCGGACAAGCCGUGCACCUUCCUGGUGCGCAAGAACGGCGCCAAGGGUGAACUGGACGGAAAGAUCGUGUCGCCGAGCGGCAUCCAGGACGACUGUUUCAUCCAGAGCAUCGAUGCGGACACGUACUCGGUGAGGUUCAUGCCGACGGAGAACGGCAUCCAUCAGAUUCACCUCAAGUUCAACGGGGUGCAUAUAUCGGGCAGUCCGUAUCGCGUCAAAGUUGGCAAAGUGGACGCCGACCCGGCGGCGUUGCACGCCUACGGCAACGGUCUGAAGGAGAUCAAGACCGGCCAGAAGACCGACUUCAUCAUCGACACUUGCAACGCGGGCAGCGGGGCGCUGGGAGUCACCGUGGACGGACCCAGCAAGGUCGCCAUGGACUGUACCGAGGUCGAGGAGGGCUACAAGGUCAGGUACACGCCCUUGGUACCGGGCGAUUAUUAUAUCAGCAUCAAGUACAACGGCUACCACAUCGUCGGCUCGCCAUACAAGGUUCCUUGCACAGGCGCGGAUUUGGCGGAGAGAGGCGCGCAAGAGACAAGCUCGAUCGUCGUCGAGACCGUGCAGAAGAUAUCGAAGAGCAAGCAGACUGGACCGGUAUUGCCAUUGUUCAAGUCCGACGCGGGCAGAGUGACGAGUAAAGGCAUGGGUCUCAAGAAGGCUUACUUAGGAAAACAAAAUCAAUUCACUGUGCACGCGGGAGACGCCGGUAACAAUAUUCUCUACGUGGGCGUGUACGGGCCCAAAGGGCCAUGCGAGGAGGUCUUCGUGAAGCACACGGGCCGCAACAAUUACAACGUGAGUUACCUGGUGCGCGAGCGGGGCGAGUACAUCGUGAUCGUCAAAUGGGGCGACGAUCACAUCCCCGGCUCGCCUUAUAAGGUCGACGUUUAAAAGCCGAAUCCACCAUCCGGAACCGGACGCAACGCGUCUGCAACCGCAACGACGGUCAUAUAAAAUAAAGCCAUGCGUCAUUUCGUUGUAAAUUGCACGGGUCUUCCGGGUUUCACAUUCAAUUUCGCCGAAUAUACAGAAACGAAUUAAGUGCCAAUUUAGAUUCUCGAACGUCAACUCGUAAUUUUUUUUAGUAUCGAUCAUUGGCGAAAGAUGCAUCUAAGAAAAAAAAAGAAACGAUCCGGCCUACGUCGAAACGACGCACGUUAUCUCGAUUUCUAGAGUAGCAGUCGUAUAUACAGAAGACAAACUAUGACGCUGACGAUAAAAUCUCGAUGUGACUUCUCGCCGACAUAGAUCACUCGCCCACCCUUCCAAGGUCCUAGGGACAAUUUUGACAUCUUAGAAUUGACGAUUUUUGUUGAAUCUUGAAACGAUAUAGAGCCGCGGUUAGAAGAGGACGGGAGUUAAAACGACGAUACACGUAGGUCAAUUACUGUUGUUCGUUCAAACAAAAAAAAAAUCACCAAUUGUGCCUUUGAUUCGACGUGAGAAAAGUACAUGUACGUUUACAGAGAUAUAUAUUCGACAGAAAAUCACGCACAUGCAGUUAUACCAUAUACAAAGACACACGCAAAGACGCUGUCAUGUCCCACCCAAGUCAGAUCCUGAUCACAUUAUGUUAUAUAUUAUCGGUUACUGAACAAGGAAACAGUCGGAACUGUCCAUCGUCGAUUUUGAUGGAUUUUGAACAUAUUACGAAACGGCAUCAAAAGAAGAGACACGUAUAUUUUUAUAUGCGUGUUUUUCGUAUUACGUUUGAAAAUUAAAACGACCAUUCUCGGAUCAAUCUCAAUCUAAAUAAUAAUAGGCGAAGAGGAGGGAGGAUCAUAUUAAAAAAUAUUUUCGAAAAAUCUAAAUAUAUAUAGUUAUGAAAUGUAAAAUAUCGUAAAAUUUCCUAAAAGAUUUUUUUCAUGUAUUGCGCAAUUUCAAUAUUCGGCCGAAAUAAAAUAUCGCUUCGAAGAGUUGCCUUAAUCCUUAAAUGUGCAGGACACAUACGUACAUAAAAAAAUACUUAUCUCUUAUUUUUUGCUGUUCUACAAUGCAUUCACAGUCUCGUCAAAAUCGGUGAGAGAUAGUUUCGACCGUCUCUUUGUAAGUAUAGAUUAAAUAUACUGCAACUGAUUAUUAUUAUUAUAAUAAUAUAGAAAUUAAAUAAAUAAUAUAUUUAUUAUAUGGACUUUUCGUUUACCAUCGUAUCCCUAUAUGCGAAAGCAUGUUUCUUGUCUGCGAAAUAAUAAGCGUGCCAUGUGUGAUAUUUUUCUAAUAAUUGAGGCGUUGAGCGAAAAAGAGUAGCAUAGAUUUAGACGUAGACAGAAAGCAUUUAGAAGCAAACACAAAAAUUUAGACAAUUAUGUAAUUCGAAUUAAUUUUUCAAAGAGUUUAUUUUCAAAGAGAGAAUUCUGUUUGGCUACAUUAGUUGCGCAGUAGCUAGUAGCAAAAAAGAAUUAAAAGAAUAGUUAGUUACAUAUUUCAACUUUGUGAUAUGCACUGUUUAACAGCUCAAUAUCACUUUCGAAAGUUACGAGAUACAAACGAAAAAUAAUUUUGACGACAAGAAAAAAAUUGAGGAAGAAGCAUAAUGAUAUUAACUUAUUUAAGCUAACGUUGCGUCGUCAAACUUAUCGAUUUUGCAUUUGCUGUAUAUUUAUGCAAAAUAAAAUAAAUACGUUUCGUACGA
Molecule: messenger RNA, 8996 nt
Organism: Wasmannia auropunctata (little fire ant)
Lineage: Eukaryota; Metazoa; Arthropoda; Insecta; Hymenoptera; Formicidae
Gene: cher
Product: filamin-A
Exons: 23
Coding region: 503-7255 (2250 amino acids)
Biological process (GO): actin cytoskeleton organization
Molecular function (GO): actin filament binding
Source: RefSeq, a predicted model, not a curated record